Messenger RNA from Melanotaenia boesemani (Boeseman's rainbowfish), 6036 nucleotides. Its product is annotated as metal transporter CNNM1-like. Gene Ontology annotation, biological process: transport; magnesium ion homeostasis. The record is from RefSeq and is a predicted model, not a curated record. Bases 559 to 3360 code for a protein of 933 amino acids. Lineage: Eukaryota; Metazoa; Chordata; Actinopteri; Atheriniformes; Melanotaeniidae. Gene Ontology annotation, molecular function: transmembrane transporter activity. Gene Ontology annotation, cellular component: plasma membrane. The transcript has 10 exons.
GAGAAUCAGGCCAGAGUACCUGGACAGGUCGCCAGUCCAUCACGGGACACACUCAAUUACAUGAUAUUGCAAAUGGACGUCUAUCAUAAGUGCAACGAAAAACAAAAGAAACUAUCCCAAGGGUCUAUGUGGGUCGUCUUUUUGUCCCUCUGUCAGAAUUAAACCUCAAAUACAAGUUAAAUACUUGUUUGAUUUUGAUUGUCUGUUCUUGGUGUGGCACGUGGGAAGGGAGCAGCCUGAUUUUAGGGAUGACGCCCACCCCUCCACAGUCCUUCUUUGGGGAUCAAAUUUUGGUACUUAUAAUAUUUGGAGUUGCAGCAAUCAUUAACUCUGUUCCAUUUUUACUGUUACAGGCCUGUGCUGGCAUCUACAUCUAAGGACACAGAUCGCUGGAAUAUGAUUAUGAAAGAGAGUAGAACAGAUUAUAAACUCAGAUGAAAAACAAAAGCUCCGAGUCAUUAAUAGAGUUACGUCAUGGCGCUGAGCGUGCGUCUCCACACAGCAUCGUCAUAAUCUCCAGCUUUGAAACGGAUUGCCAGUGGUCCCUGCUUCUCCCACAUGGGCCGCAACCAGGCAGCACCACGUGACUCUGGAUCUUUUGCCAGAGCGAGCUGCUCAUACCGCAUCAUGGCUGCGGAGGAUGCGGCCGCGCGGUACCGAGCCGGAGCUCUGCUCUCCCGCGGGGCUCCGCUCUCUACGUCCCGCCUGCUUCUCACCUCCGCCUGCAUAUGUGCGCUGCUUCCCUCCCCGACACUUUGUUUGCUCGGCUUCCGCCCGGAGGAGACCGGAGCGGAGCUGUCCGUGGAGGACGGGGUGCUGAAAGCCACCGAGGGAACCCGCUUCAUGCUGCGGGUUUACUACUCCACCUCCCCACAGAGGCUUAACCGCACCGCGGGGACUCGUGCCAACAACGCCGCGCCCUGGAUCGCAUUCAUCGAGGAGCCAAGUCCAGGGAGAGAGGGACAAGUUCACCCCAAGAGAAAUAUGUGCAUGGACAAGAACGCCAGGACGUCCGACAUCGAGGUUUUAGGUUCUUUUAAGUCUGCCUCGAGUCAGAACUCGGUUCUGGUAGAGCUGCUGGCCAAAGACCUGCGCAGGGGCGAAAAGAUCAAAUUCUACUCGAUGUGCGCCUUCGACGGAUCCAAAUGGGAACAUUACAGAACCCGGGAUUUCUGGGUGGCCGUGACAGAGCGCUCUGCCGUCCCGGAGCUGUGGCUGCAGGUGCUGGUCUCCGUCCUCCUUCUCGGCCUGUCAGCUCUGUUCAGCGGACUGAAUCUGAGCUUGUUGGCUCUUGACCCGGUGGAGCUGCAAGUCCUCCAGAACAGUGGCACUGACACGGAGCAGAACUACGCGCGGAAAAUCGAGUCUGUGCGUCGUCACGGUAACUACGUCCUGUGCACAUUACUGCUGGGGAACGCCAUCAUCAACGCCUCGCUGGCCGUGUGGAUGUGCCAGAUUCUGGGCAUGACCUGGCUCUCCACGGUCAUAUGCGCCUUCGGCAUCUUCUUCAUCGGGGAGAUCCUCCCGCACUCCGUGGCGUCGCGCCACGGUCUGGCUAUCGCUUCCAAAACCAUCUGGGUGACGCGGCUGCUGAUGGUGCUCUCCUUCCCCAUCUCGUACCCCAUCAGCAAGCUGCUGGAUCUCAUCCUCAACCAGGAGAUCUCCAACUUCUACACCAGAGAGAAACUCCUGGAAAUGCUGCGCGUCACCGACCCGUACCACGACCUGGUGAAGGAGGAGCUCAACAUCAUCCAAGGUGCGCUCGAGCUACGCACCAAAACCGUGGAGGAUGUCCUGACGCCGCUGACCGAUUGCUUCAUGCUGGCCUCGGACGUAGUUCUGGACUUUAACACUAUGUCUGAGAUCAUGCAGAGCGGGUACACCAGGAUACCGGUGUUUGAGAACGAGAGGUCCAAUAUUGUGGACAUCUUGUUCGUCAAGGACCUGGCCUUUGUGGACCCGGACGACUGCACCCCUCUGAAGACCAUAACCCAGUUCUACAAACACCCGCUGCACUGCGUCUUCAACGACACGAAACUGGAUGCGAUGCUGGAGGAGUUUAAGAAAGGAAAGUCCCACCUCGCCAUCGUGCAACGUGUAAACAACGAGGGUGAGGGCGAUCCCUUCUACGAGGUGAUGGGCAUCAUCACCCUGGAAGAUGUCAUUGAGGAGAUCAUCAAGUCGGAGAUCCUGGAUGAGACAGAUCUCUACACUGAUAAUCGCACAAAGCGACGAGUUUCUCACCACGAGCGGAAGCAGCAAGACUUCUCCAUCUUCAAACUGUCAGAAAAUGAGAUGAAAGUCAAAAUUUCUCCUCAGCUGCUCCUGGCAACGCAUCGCUUCCUCUCUACAGAGGUAGAGCCUUUCAAACCUGCUCACAUCUCAGAGAAGAUUCUGCUGAGGUUGAUCAAACAUCCCAGCGUAGUUCAGGAACUUAAGUUUGAUGAGAAGAACAAGCGAGCAUCACAGCACUUUCUGUUCCAACGCAACAAACCUGUGGACCACUUCAUCUUAGUACUGCAGGGUCGAGUUGAGGUGGAGUUUGGAAAGGAGGCCCUGAAGUUUGAGAAUGGAGCAUUUUCCUACUUUGGAGUACCUGCCAUCAUGCCAAGUGGUACGAAAACACAUCCAUACAGCUUUAAGUCAGUCCACAGAUCCCCCUCACGCAGCAGUGGUCUGGACCGUUCUGACUCAAUGCUGUAUGGGGGAAGUAUGGGUCAGCUGAAUGGAGGAGGCAACGUCUACCUGCCAGACUACUCUGUCAGACAACUCACACACCUUCAGAUCAUCAAGAUCACCCGGAGCCACUACCAGAACGCAUUAACCGCCACCAGGAUGGACAGCUCCCCUCAGACACCUGACGCCGAUACCCGUCUGACAGAGGGCAACACCCCCACCCCGGACCCCCCAGCCACAGACCACACCGCCACGCUCAUGCCUUCCGAGCACGCCACCGCCACCCUCAUGCCCCCACUCAGGGAGCCCGGCCGGCCCAGCUCGGCUCGGACCAGAGGACAGCAGUCGAGUGUCCCACACACCACCUCCCUGCUGAACGAGAAGAACCGCAUUGUCCGAAGUAAGUCUGAUGGUCAAAAGAGUCCCAGUGAUUCAGUGUUUCUCAGAAUGGAUGAGAUCCCAUACAUCCGAGAGGACAGAUCUGAGACAGAACAUGCUGACACGGCCUCUGUUCCCAUAGAAACGGACACGUCUCCUUUCAUCAGCAGCCUGUCCUUAAGCAGCUCGGAAGACACGCUGGGCAAGAAACUCCUGCUAAAACUCAGCCACAAGAAAAGGAAAAGAUCUCGUGAAGGAGACAAAACCCCGGAGGACCUGUCGGAGCAGCCCCUGGUGAAAACCUAGCAGGAUGCGUGUGAAAUGGACCUGAACAACUCAUCAUCCCACGGUGAUGUUAGUGGCUACUGAGCUACAGCUGAAAACACACUCCACACGCCCACACUGCUGGAGACGGGAAAGUGAUCCAUCACCAGGAACGUGCAGCUCACAUUGGUGGAGGGCACCACUUCAUCACAAAGGUGCAGGCACAGCUUCGGCUUUAUGCAUCAAACCGUAGCUUCUCCUCUUCACUUCUACAUGAUCUCCUGCUGAUACUCGCGUAUAAAACAACUGACAGUGAAUGUAAAAGAUUUGUAGCAGAAAUAUUAGUUUUUAUACAGGUGGAGCGAACUGAAUGUUGGUGCACAGGAAACAGAUGGAGGACACCAAAGAUGUUGUACUUCAAGUAUUGCUCCACACAGCUGAGGAAACAUCAGCAGAACAACACCAGUCACUUUCCUGAUAAAAUAAUUAAAACACACACACACACACAGAUUUUAACUUUAGAAAUGCAUUUUCUACAAAUUCACAUGAGCAUCAGUGACUUUGGAUGUUUGGAAAUACAGAUUCAAUAACAGAUGGACAACAGAUCAACAUCAACACAUCUUCACUGACUCUGCUGGAGAGAUGGGUUCUGUUCUUCCCUCUUCACUGUGCUAAUCCUGGUUUUCCCUUCAGGACCAGGACGGAGCCGCUGGCUCUGCUGGUUCAGGUUUGUCCUGCCCUUUGUCACAUGUCUGCGCUGCUGAAAUGUCCACAUGUUUCUGUGUGCGAAUCAGGAGUUUUUCCGGUCUGAUGAAGGUGGUAUGAUCUGAACUCCAGAGUGUGUUUCUCUGCUGGAUCUCAGUGUUGGUUUAGAAGUGAGCCACACACACAGGAAAGCAACUCACCAAGAAAUCUUUAUUUUCUAUUUUAGUUUUUAUUUGAACAUGUUUCAAACAUGUUGCUUCAGUUAAACAUGUUUAUUUACCAGGUCUUUUCAUGUCCACAUGUGCAUUUUAUAUCUUGAAAAAUAAAGAAAACACGUUAUUUACAUUAAUGAAACUGAGGCUCAGACACAGAUGUCCAGCAGCUUGGAUCUCCCUGUAUGAUGAAAAUCAGACUUUCAUGUUUAUUCUCUGAAUCUUUAAACAUCAUCAUCACUGAACCUUUAUAAUUAUGAAUGGAUCUCAUUAUUUCUGUGUAUUCUUCGCUGUAGGAGAAAUUAAAUCAAACUCCUUGCUCUUGUGACUUCAUCACCUUCAUCGUCUCACAGGAUCUUUUCUCUAUUGGAUUAAUAACUGAAAAUUACAAACCCCAUUUCAAGAGGAGCUGGAAAAUUUUCUAUAAUGCAACAAAAACUAAAACCUGUAACACACUGUAACACACACACACUCUGUGAAACUCGGAUAAAAUCACCAGCUUCCUGUUUAUUGAUUUUGAACUGAGGAUACUAAUUAUUUCCAUUUUCACAGCUGAGUUCAAGUCAGCUUCUUUGUACAGCACCCAUUCACAGCGGUCAUCCCAAGAUACUUUUACAGACAGUCCAAUUCAAGUCACUUGUUUACAAUCAAGACCUUCAAGUGAACGCCUUCAGUGGUGUUCAGAUCAGAUCGAUACUGACAACAUUGCUCACAGUUUUAAUAAUAUUAAUAUGACCUGUGCAUGAGCUUAGAUUUUUCCUGUUCUUUUAAAUUUUUUAUUUCAUAUAUUCUACUAACUUUGUAGGUACGUAGGUAGGGUAGGAUGUUUUUACCAAACUUUAUCUUUUUUCCUGAAACUCCUGAAUGCAACCCAAAUGUUGAGUCAUGUCACUUUUCCCUGUAAGCUGUCAUAACUUGACUUAUUUGUUUAUUACCAUGAGGAAAUAUAAUGUUGUGUGACUGAAGGCAAUGUUGAUCCAUUCGCAGCAGCUCAGAGGUCACAGCUGCUGAACUGAUUCAUUUACUCAGUUAUUCUCCUGAAACGAGCCAGAAUCAAUGAAUGUAGGUGUUUCCUGCUCUGUGUUUGCAUGGUGCUGAGGGGGCAGGAUGGAUGGGGUGGGGCUGAAUGUUGUACCACUGCAGCACUGAAGAGGAGGAUGGCGACGGAUGAAAGUGGAAAUCCUCUUAAAGGUCUUGAUUUUAUGUCUGAUAUAAAAUCUGUUGCCUUUAUAGUGAGUUUUUAGUGUUGGUCUCUCAACUGCACUUAGGAUCAGUUUUCUCUGGAUGCUGUAAACAUAUGAAGAGUUUUUAUGGCUUUCCCAUCUUUUUAUAAAGAAUAAGUUCUCUGGGAAACAGUUUAUAGCUAUUAUUGGAUGAAAUUCAUCAAAUGAAAGACAGUAUUGGCAGCGUAUGUUGACAAUUAAUCACAUGCAUGGAAAAGCUCACACUGAACGAGGUAAAAGGGGGGAGAGGCAUUCUGCUCAUUUCCUAAUGUAAUAGGGUGGUGAGGAAGAGCAGAAGCAUUCCUGCUGGGUGUACACGUCAGACCUGCUGAGUCACUUUGCUGCAUCAGAGCUGCAGCCAAUCAGCAGCUGUCCCUGUUUCUGUGGCGAUCCAGCGUAAUGCUGCAGCUGUAUUAUUGUCCACACAUCCUGCGUUGGACAGACCUGUGAGCAGAGAAAUACGGAGGCUGUUUUUGGAAAUAUGUGAUCUUAUUACUUGUAAAGUAAAAUACAACUAUGUGAUGGUAUUUUGUAUCAAAAUAUUACAAAAAUACAAAGUCCCAGGACAUGCUGAACUC